AUGCCUAUUGCAUUUGUGCUCAAAAAGCUGUGCGAAAAAAUUGCUCGCAAUUUUCACGUGGAUAAUAGCAUCCUAAGCUCGGACUCAGAAGAAGAAGCUAAUUCGAAAUAUCGGUUGAACAAAAGGAUCUUUGACGUUAUUUCCAUAAACUUAGCUUGUAUUCCAGAAAAGGAAAGGGCCAGUGCCACAAAAAUAAAGUAUUGGACAUCUUCUGGGAAACACAAAAGACCACUAACUGAUUCAGUCGCAACUCGAAUUUGA
Molecule: messenger RNA, 261 nt
Organism: Haemonchus placei
Lineage: Eukaryota; Metazoa; Nematoda; Chromadorea; Rhabditida; Trichostrongylidae
Source: the annotation of a GenBank genome assembly